Ceratosolen solmsi marchali is the source of this 806-nucleotide messenger RNA. RefSeq names its product zinc finger protein 512B-like. Lineage: Eukaryota; Metazoa; Arthropoda; Insecta; Hymenoptera; Agaonidae. The record is from RefSeq and is a predicted model, not a curated record. The coding region runs from base 67 to 588 and encodes 173 amino acids. The transcript is spliced from 4 exons.
UACAAUUUUGCGUACAUUAGGACGCAUUCGCUCGAGCACGCACACCGGAAGUAUUAGGUGGUCAACAUGAGGGUCCUGAUGAGCGUGUUAAUGAUGGCGGCAGUGGUGGUGUUAGCCGAGGAGGCCGCCGAAUCGAAAAAGGACAAGCGUGGACUCUUUCUCGGCGAUUACGGCACCUACGCUGGCUACGGCCACUACAAUGGACACGAGCACCAUACCAUCGUAAAAACGGUUCCAGUACCGGUGCACGUGCCCAAGCCUUACCCCGUCACCGUACCCGUCGAUCGCCCCUACCCUGUCAAAGUUCCCGUUGAAGUUCCGAAGCCUUACCCGGUUGCUGUACCAGUGCCGCAGCCUUACCCAGUUGUGCACACAAAGACCAUCACCGUCCCCGUGGACAGACCUUACCCGGUUAAUGUUCCGGUUAAGGUCCCCGUCCAUGUACCAGCUCCGUACCCGGUCAAGGUCCCAGUCCCAGUCGCAGUCCCCGUGCCCCAUCCAGUCGUGGUCAAGGAGAAGAUUCCCGUUUACGUUAAGGGGCACGGAAGCUACGGCUACAGCUUUCCUAGCGGUUACGAUUAUUUGUAAGCGGCGAUUUCAUCGGAGGAGGCGGCCAAAGCCGACACAGACAGACGUCGAGUCGACCGAUCAACCCACCAAUAAAUAUUAAUUUGCGAUGUACGCGCAACAUAAGCCACGACAUUACGUAGACAUUACGUGUCAGGGCGCGCGAUCAACCAAAACAUGCUCCAUUAAAUGUAAUUACAUCACCACGAAAGGAUAGCAUAAUAAAAGGAAUUUGUAAA